This is a messenger RNA of Nicotiana tabacum (common tobacco), 1430 nucleotides long. RefSeq lists its product as uncharacterized. Lineage: Eukaryota; Viridiplantae; Streptophyta; Magnoliopsida; Solanales; Solanaceae. The record is from RefSeq and is a predicted model, not a curated record.
GAUUUUCUAGCACAAAGAUAUAUGAUCUUUAUAUAAACCCUUCAUUUUCCUCCUCUAUACGAUCUUACAAUCGUUUAUAUUUCCUCUUCUCCAGUUCUUACAGUAUUCAUCAAGAUAGUCUUGCUCGCUCCUGAAUUCUGCGACGAGCUAGUUUAGUUACUACCUUCAGAUCAAAUCGAAUUCUUUAAAAUAGAUUCAUUCAAUAACUUUCACAACAACAGAAAUUUGAUCGAUCUUCUACGCGCCGUGAAUUAAAAGAUGGCAAAGCUGGUGGGGCAUGUAGCAACAGGUCUUGGUUUCUUUUUAAUAGGUAUUUGGCACUUAUUCAACCAUAUCAAACUACAUACUUUGCACCCAAAUGGUUACACUUCUUUUCUAUGGUUCCCAACUCCAAAAAUAAGGCAUUUAGAACUUUUCUUGAUUAUGGUUUUCACCUUAAUUUUCUUAUUAAGGGAACUCUUUAGUGGCCACCACCUUCUAAAUUCAGAUGGAAGCCUUCCUUCUAACCAUCUCCACUAUCUUGAACAUUCAUGUAUUUCCUUAUCUUUAUUUAUUUAUUCAUUUUUCUCCUUAAUAAUUGACAAAAUUACCCCUACACCCUCAUCCCAAAAUGGGAUCACAAAUUUUCUUGCAUCUAUUGCUUUUGGUCAAGAACUUCUUCUUUUUCAUCUUCACUCAACUGACCAUAAUGGUGUUGAAGGACAAUACCAUUGGCUUUUACAAAUAGCCAUUUUUGUGUCUUUAGCCACUACACUUUUGGCCAUUCCUUUUCCUAAUAAUUUCUUGAACAAUUUUGUGAGAUCUUAUAGCAUUAUGUUUCAAGGAAUUUGGCUUAUGGUCAUUGGUCUCAUGCUUUGGACACCAAAAUUUAUACCUAAAGAUUGUUAUAUAAAGUUAGAAGAAGGAUAUCAAGUUGUUAGAUGUCAUGACCAUAAAUCUCUUGAAAGAGCAAAAGCAUUAGUAAAUAUAGAAUUUAGUUGGUAUAUAAUUGGAACCACUGCUUUUGUAGUCUCUUUUUACUUGGUUAUUAUCAAGAUUUUCACAAAAAAAGUUGAGUACCAGUCAUUAAAAAAUAAUUAUGAGGACCAAGAAGAGGAUUUAGAGGAUGUUGAAAUUCAGAAGAGAAAUGAUGGUGAACUGAAGAAGUUCGUUGAAAUGGGAAAAAUAAUAUGCAAGAAGUGAGGAGUUAUUAAUUAUAAAAGCAAAACAUGGGAGUGUACAAAAAGGGAAAAAUUUGUUUGGUGGCCGUUGUAUAUAUUUGUUUUUAUUAUGUCUGGAAAAUAGGAUACUUGUUUACUGGGAGGGGAAAAAGAAAAAGAAAGUAGGAACUGGUUCAAAAUAUGAUUGUAUUGCUGGUUUUUAAUUAGGGAGAGGGAGACAUAAAUUAUGUAUGUAUACAUAUGUAUAUAUACGAUAUAUUUAUUCUUUUA